AUCUCCUUCUCCCUCCCCUUCAUUUGAGAUGAGGAAGUUGAGAGAGACUAGAAUACAGAGGGCAGCUAUUUUUCCUGGCAACACUUGAACAGAAACAAUGGCAUCAAAGCUUGAAGAAGAUCUUACCUGUCCUUUGUGCUGUGACAUCUACAAGGAUCCUGUCAUACUGAUGUGUGCUCACAGUGCCUGUAAGGCCUGUCUGCAGCAGUUCUGGGAGGGGAAGAGAUCCAAAGAAUGUCCCUACUGCAGGAGGAAGUGCUCAAAAAACUUUGAUGUCCCAAACAUUGCGUUAAGGAACUUGUGUGAGACCUUCCUACAGGAGAGGAGUCAGAGAGCUUCAGAAGGGUCUGAGGUGCUCUGCCUUCAGCAUCGUGAGAAACGCAAGCUCUUCUGUCUGGAGGAUCAAGAAGCAAUGUGUUUGAUUUGCAGAGACUCAAAGAAACAUAAAAAUCACAACUUCAGUCCCAUAGAUGAAGCAGUACUUGAACACAAGGGAGAGCUCAAGGCCAAAUUGCAGCAUUUACAAGAGAAACUGAAGAAAUUAGAAGAAGUUAAACUCCUCUGUGACCAAACUGCUGCUCACAUUAAGACUCAGGUCCAUACCACUGAGAAGCAGAUCAAGGAGGAGUUUGAGAAGCUUCAUCAGUUUCUACGAGAUGAAGAGGUAGCCAGGAUAGCUGCACUGAUGGAGGAAGAGGAGCAGAAGAGUCAGAUGAUGAAGGAGAAGAUUGAAAAGCUGAGCAGAGAGAUCUCAUCUCUUUCAGAAUCAAUCAGAGCCAUAGAAGACGAGAUGGAAGCUGAUGAUGUCACAUUCCUGCAGGUAGGUUACACUCCGUCUUUAUGGAGGGAGAUUAUUAUUGUGUCUUCGCCUCAUCCAGAGAAGCUUUCAGGAGCUCUGAUCAAUGUGGCAAAGCACCUGGGGAACUUGAAGUUCAGAGUCUGGGAGAAAAUGCAGGAGAUUGUUCAGUUCACUCCUGUUACUCUGGACCCCAACACUGCACACCCACUACUGAUCCUGUCUGAGGAUCUGACCAGUGUGAGGGUUGGUGAUGAGAGACAGCAGCUGCCUGAUAACCCAGAGAGAUUUGAUAAGUAUUGCAAUCUCCUGGGCUCUGAGGGCUUUAACUCAGGGACACACUGCUGGGAUGUGGAGGUUGGGGACAACACAUUGUGGAUUGUGGGUGUGAUGGCAGAGUCUCUCCAGAGGAAGGGAGACUUCAGAUCCUUGAGUGGGCGGUGGUUUGUGGGUUAUUAUGAUGGUGAAUAUAAAGCGUAUGCCCCACCACAGCCCUCCACUCUCCUCAGAGUGAAGCAGAAACUCCAGAGGAUCAGAGUGCAGCUGGACUGGGACAGAGGAAAGCUGUCAUUCUCUGACCCCGAUAAUAACACACAUUUACACACCUUCACACACACUUUCACUGAGAGAGUGUUUCCAUAUUUUAGUACUGGUUGUAAUGCCUGUUCCCUGAAGAUGCUACCAGUGAAGACCUUGAUAAGAGUAGAGCAGCACAGAUAGAGCAGUGUGUCUGUGUGUGCGUGUGCGCG
Messenger RNA from Engraulis encrasicolus (European anchovy), 1545 nucleotides. Its product is annotated as zinc-binding protein A33-like. The record is from RefSeq and is a predicted model, not a curated record. Gene Ontology annotation, cellular component: cytoplasm. Gene Ontology annotation, biological process: protein ubiquitination. Bases 98 to 1516 code for a protein of 472 amino acids. The transcript has 6 exons. NCBI's taxonomy places the organism in Eukaryota, Metazoa, Chordata, Actinopteri, Clupeiformes, Engraulidae. Gene Ontology annotation, molecular function: ubiquitin protein ligase activity; zinc ion binding; protein binding.